Molecule: messenger RNA, 347 nt
Organism: Fusarium pseudograminearum CS3096
Lineage: Eukaryota; Fungi; Ascomycota; Sordariomycetes; Hypocreales; Nectriaceae
Exons: 1
Source: RefSeq, a predicted model, not a curated record
CAAGACCCUACACACGGGAAUACCAGCAGGGCAAUCAGCAUCGCCCGAAUGCACAGCCUACCAUCUUCCUCCCACAGCCUCCAACCAGGUGUCCGCUCACGGUGGUCGAAUCUGUCACGGUCAAUCUGGGUGACAUAAAGGACAUAAAGAACAUGCGAGUGGAAAACACUUCAGAGGAGAAUGACGAGAAAGUGAAGAAGAACUUUGCCGGCAAGUUGAUAACCGACGCAAACAUCUGGGCUGCCUAUAUUGAAGGGCCAUUCAGCUCAUUGGAGGCUUUGGACAGGCUCCUCGCACAGGAAAGACCCAGGAGCAUAAUCAUCAAAUACCAUGACGACGACGACUAG